This is a messenger RNA of Protopolystoma xenopodis, 339 nucleotides long. NCBI's taxonomy places the organism in Eukaryota, Metazoa, Platyhelminthes, Monogenea, Polystomatidea, Polystomatidae. The record is from the annotation of a GenBank genome assembly.
AUGAAGUCCACCUUAUUAACCGCCAGCCCUAGAACUGCUCGUUCGUCCUCGGCCUAUUGCCUACCCCAGUACAGCCGGCGCGGCAACCACAAACGCCCCUCCUCAGGCCUCGUGGUCGCUCGCCGAGGCGACACACCCGACCCGGCCGCCACCCAGCCCCACUCCCGCCAGACGGCCCGGCCGAGCGGCCUGCUUCCUCGCCCCGUCGGGCUGAGGAUGCCCGGCUCGGCCACUGUUGUCAGAAUAGGCGACCGACCGUCCGACCGCCCCGGCCGGGCUACUGCUCCCAAGAGGCGGCGGACGCAACGUCAAAAGAAUUGCCCUGCCUCGGCUGAAUAG